CGCCAUUAUAUUUAGGGAUUUGCCCGGUGGCCUGCCAGCUGGGAGGAGAGACAGGGAAGCCGCCCCGGAAGCGCGGCUUUCAACCUCCAGCGUCGCAGCCCAGACGUCCAGAGCAGCGGGCUUCAGAGCUGCCGGUGUUCCCAGGAAAGCUCCCCGGGGCGGAAGGCGCCCUUGAAAGCCGGAACGUUUGGCUGCCGCUGCGGCAGCCCCGGGAGCCUUCCGGAGAGCGGGCCGGGCGCGCGGCGAUGGCGGUGGCGCCGGCCCUGAAGCACUGGCGCACUACCCUGGAGCGGGUGGAAAAGUUCGUCUCGCCGCUCUACUUCGCCGACUGUAACCUCCGCGGCAGGCUCUUCGGGGACAGCUGCCCGGUGGCCGCGCUCUCCAGCUUCCUGACGCCCGAGAGGCUCCCCUACCAAGAGGCAGUCCAGCAGGACUUCCGCCCCGCGCACGUCGGCGACAGCUUCGGACCCACAUGGUGGACCUGUUGGUUCCGGGUUGAGCUGACUAUCCCAGAGGCAUGGGUGGGUCAGGAAGUUCAUCUGCGCUGGGAAAGUGAUGGAGAAGGACUGGUGUGGCGCGAUGGGGAACCUGUCCAGGGUCUGACCAAAGAAGGGGAGAAGACUAGCUAUGUCCUGACCGACAGGCUAGGGGAAGGAGACCCCCGGAGCCUGACCCUCUAUGUGGAAGUAGCCUGCAGCGGGCUCCUGGGAGCUGGGAAGGGGAGCAUGAUCGCGGCCCCUGACCCAGAGAAGAGGUUCCAGGUGAGCCGGGCUGAGCUGGCCGUGUUCCGCCGGCAUGUCUAUGAGCUCCUGGUGGACCUGGAGCUGCUGCUGGGCAUGGCCAAGGGCCUUGGGGAGGACAACCAGCGCAGCUUCCAGGCCCUGUACACUGCCAACCAGAUCGUGAAUGUGUGUGACCCUGCCCAGCCUGAGACCUUCCCAGUGGCCCAGGCACUGGCCUCCAGGUUCUUUGGCCAACGUGGAGGUGAAAGCCAGCAUACUAUCCAUGCCAUGGGGCACUGCCACAUUGAUACAGCCUGGCUUUGGCCCUUCAAAGAGACAGUGCGAAAAUGUGCGCGGAGCUGGGUGACAGCCGUGAGGCUCAUGGAGCAGAACCCUGAAUUCAUCUUUGUCUGCUCCCAGGCACAGCAGCUUGAAUGGGUGAAGAUCCACUACCCUGGCCUGUAUGCCCGGCUCCAGGAGUUUGCCGACCGUGGGCAGUUUGCACCUGUCGGGGGCACCUGGGUGGAGAUGGAUGGGAAUCUUCCCAGUGGAGAGGCCAUGGUGAGGCAGUUCCUGCAGGGCCAGAACUUCUUCCUGCAGGAGUUUGGGAAGAGGUGCUCCGAGUUCUGGCUGCCAGACACAUUUGGCUACUCAGCACAGCUGCCUCAGAUCAUGCGCAGCUGUGGCAUCAGGCACUUCCUGACUCAGAAACUAAGCUGGAACUUGGUGAACUCAUUCCCGCACCACACCUUCUUCUGGGAGGGGCUGGAUGGUUCCCGUGUGCUGGCCCACUUCCCACCUGGUGACUCAUACGGGAUGCAGGGCUGUGUGGAGGAGGUGCUGAAGACAGUGGCCCAAAACCGGGACAAGGGGCGGACCAACCACAGUGCCUUCCUCUUCGGCUUUGGGGACGGGGGUGGUGGCCCCACCCAGACCAUGGUGGACCGCCUGAAGCGGCUGCGCAAUACAGACGGGCUGCCGAGGGUGCAGCUGUCUUCUCCAGGAAGGCUCUUCUCGGCGCUGGAGAGCGACUCAGGGCAGCUGUGCACGUGGGUCGGGGAGCUCUUCCUAGAGCUACAUAACGGCACCUAUACCACCCACGCCCAGAUCAAGAAGGGGAACCGGGAGUGUGAGCGGAUCCUGCACGACGUGGAGCUGCUUAGCAGCCUGGCCUUGGCCCGCAGCGCGCGGUUUCUGUACCCAGCAGCCCAGCUGCAGGGCUUGUGGAGACUCCUGCUGCUGAACCAGUUCCAUGAUGUGGUGACUGGAAGCUGCAUCCAGUUGGUGGCAGAGGAAGCCAUGUGCCACUAUGAAGACAUCCGUUCCCAUGGCAACACACUGCUCAGUGCUGCAGCUGCAGCCCUGUGCGCUGGGGAGCCAGGUCCUGAGGGUCUCCUCAUUGUCAACACACUGCCCUGGAAGCGCACUGAAGUGUUGGCCCUGCCAAGGCCUGGUGGGGCCCACAGCCUCGGCCUUGUCCCCAGCCCUGGUGACAGUGCCCAGCAUGGGCUAUGCUCCUGUUCCCACCCCCGCCUCCCCGCAGCCCCUGCUGCCCCAACAGCCUGUGUCAGCAGUGCAAGAGGUGAGUGCUGGCAUGUCCACGGGGUGCGGCUGUCCUGGGCCAUCCCUAACAGAUGUCUGAGGAGCAGGUGGCAAGGCGGGGCCGGGGGGGCAGGGCCGGGGGGCUGUUGGCUGCGGGAGGCCCGCGCACACUCAGCCCAAAGGCCUCCUCCCACCGAGACCGACGGUGCUGUGACUCUGGACAAUGGCAUCAUCCGGGCGAGGCUGGACCCCACUGGCUGCCUGACAUCCCUGGUGCUGGUGGCUUCUGGCAGAGAGGCCAUUGCUGAGGGUGCCAUGGGGAACCAGUUCGUGCUGUUUGAAGAUGUCCCCUUGUACUGGGACGCGUGGGACGUCAUGGAUUACCACCUGGAGACACGGAAGCCAGUGCUGGGCCAGGCAGGGACAUUGGCAGUGGGCACUGAGGGUGGCAUGCGAGGCAGUGCCUGGUUCCUGCUGCAGAUCAGCCCCAGCAGUUGGCUGCGCCAGGAGGUCGUGCUGGAUGUUGGCUGCCCCUAUGUCCGCUUCCACACUGAGGUGCACUGGCACGAGGCCCACAAGUUCCUGAAGGUGGAGUUCCCUGCCCGUGUGCGCAGCCCCCAGGCUACCUACGAGGUCCAGUUUGGCCAUCUGCAGCGGCCCACCCACUACAACACCUCCUGGGACUGGGCUCGAUUUGAGGUGUGGGCCCACCGCUGGGCGGAUCUGUCAGAGCACGGCUUCGGGCUGGCCCUGCUUAAUGACUGCAAGUACGGCGUGUCGGUCCGAGGCAGCGUCCUCAGCCUCUCUCUCUUACGGGCACCUAAGGCCCCCGACGCCACUGCAGACAUGGGGCGCCACGAGUUCACCUACGCGCUGAUGCCACACCAGGGCUCUUUCCAGGACGCCGGCGUCAUCCAAGCUGCCUACAGCCUUAACUUCCCCCUGUUGGUGCUGCCUGUCCCGGGCCCGGCACCCACUGCUGCCUGGAGCGCCUUCUCAGUGUCCUCGCCCGCGGUGGUGGUGGAGACCGUCAAACAGGCCGAGGCCAGCCCGGAGGGGCGCAGGCUGGUUCUACGUCUGUACGAAGCCCAUGGCAGCCACGUCGACUGCUGGCUGCACACGUCGCUGCCAGUUGAGGAAGCCUUCCUCUGCGACCUCCUGGAGCGGCGCGACCCCGCUGGCCUCCUGCCCCUCCAGGACACCCGCCUGAAGCUCGCCUUCUCUCCCUUCCAAGUGCGGUCCCUGGUGCUCGUGCUGCGGUCCCCAGCAAACUGAGCCCCUGAGGGCGGGGUUUUGUUUGGGAAGCCUUUGGGGGCUCCUCAUUUGGCCUCCCCAACCUGAAGCAAGGUUCUGUCACUGCUUGAGCAAUAAACCCUUGGCUCAGGAAC
Messenger RNA from Manis javanica (Malayan pangolin), 3652 nucleotides. It is a transcript of the gene MAN2C1, whose product is annotated as mannosidase alpha class 2C member 1. NCBI's taxonomy places the organism in Eukaryota, Metazoa, Chordata, Mammalia, Pholidota, Manidae. Gene Ontology annotation, biological process: mannose metabolic process; oligosaccharide catabolic process. Gene Ontology annotation, molecular function: alpha-mannosidase activity; carbohydrate binding. The record is from RefSeq and is a predicted model, not a curated record.